Messenger RNA from Ananas comosus (pineapple), 2169 nucleotides. Its product is annotated as probable serine/threonine-protein kinase At1g54610. Gene Ontology annotation, biological process: positive regulation of transcription elongation by RNA polymerase II; protein phosphorylation. The coding region runs from base 1 to 1728 and encodes 575 amino acids. NCBI's taxonomy places the organism in Eukaryota, Viridiplantae, Streptophyta, Magnoliopsida, Poales, Bromeliaceae. The record is from RefSeq and is a predicted model, not a curated record. The transcript has 7 exons. Gene Ontology annotation, cellular component: cyclin-dependent protein kinase holoenzyme complex; nucleus. Gene Ontology annotation, molecular function: ATP binding; RNA polymerase II CTD heptapeptide repeat kinase activity; cyclin-dependent protein serine/threonine kinase activity.
AUGGGCUGCGUCCACGGGCGACCGGCCUCCUCCCUCCCCUCCCCCUCCCCCUCCGCCGCCUCCGAGCGGCGCCGCCAGAAGGAGCGGCGGCGCCACGGCGAGGGCGCGGCGGUCGAGGCCGCGGAGGCGCGGGAUCCGGCGCCGGAGAAGGAGGCGGCGCCGCCGAGGAAGGAACAGGGCGGAGGCGGAGGAGGAGGCGACGGGGAGGCUCCGCCUCCGCGGAGGGAGCGGCGGCGCGCGCCGAAGCCGGAUCCGAGGCUCGGCUCCUUCUCCAGCCGCGCGCGCGGCGAGCAGGUCGCCGCCGGGUGGCCCGCGUGGCUCUCCGCCGUCGCCGGCGAGGCCAUCAACGGCUGGACACCUCGCCGCGCCGAUACCUUCGAGAAGAUCGAUAAGAUCGGGCAAGGGACGUAUAGUAAUGUUUACAAGGCUAGGGACAUGUUAACCGACAAAAUCGUGGCCUUGAAGAAGGUCCGGUUCGACAAUUUGGAGCCGGAGAGCGUAAAAUUCAUGGCCCGGGAGAUCCUCAUCCUGCGGCGGCUGGAUCACCCCAAUGUGGUGAAAUUGGAGGGCUUGGUUACUUCUAGAAUGUCUUGUAGUCUAUACUUAGUUUUCGAGUAUAUGGAGCAUGAUCUCGCAGGUCUUGCGGCGAGCCCUGAUAUCAAGUUCACGGAACCUCAGGUGAAGUGUUACAUGCACCAAUUGCUAUCAGGUCUCGAGCACUGCCACAACCGUGGCGUGCUGCAUCGAGACAUCAAGGGAUCAAAUCUUCUGCUUGAUAAUGCUGGCCUGCUAAAGAUAGCUGAUUUUGGGUUGGCUUCAUUUUUUGAUCCGAAUCAUAAGCAGCCAAUGACGAGCCGGGUGGUCACUUUAUGGUAUCGGCCUCCCGAGCUGCUCUUGGGGGCGACGGAUUAUGGAGUUGGUGUCGAUCUCUGGAGUGCAGGCUGCAUUCUGGCUGAACUGUUGGCUGGGAAGCCGAUUAUGCCAGGGCGGACUGAGGUGGAGCAGCUGCAUAAAAUUUUUAAGCUUUGUGGCUCCCCUUCUGAAGAAUACUGGAAAAAGUCAAAGUUGCCACAUGCUACAAUAUUUAAGCCCCAGCAACCAUACAAACGUUGCAUAGCAGAGACGUUUAAAGAUUUUCCACCUUCAUCACUGCAAUUAAUUGAAACUCUUCUUGCAAUUGACCCAGUUGACCGUCAAACAGCCUCUACUGCAUUAAAAAGUGAUUUCUUUAUGACUAUGCCUUAUGCAUGUGACCCUUCAAGUUUGCCACAAUAUCCUCCAAGCAAGGAGAUGGAUGCUAAACGAAGGGAUGAAGAAGCUAGAAGGUUAAGAGCUGCUGGUGGAAGAGCUAAUGGCGAUGGGGCAAAGAAGACACGUAUACGUGAUCGUGCUACUAGAGCUGUUCCAGCUCCGGAGGCAAAUGCUGAACUGCAAACAAAUCUUGAUAAAAGGAGGCUAAUCACCCACGCAAACGCAAAGAGCAAGAGUGAGAAGUUCCCCCCACCACAUCAGGACGGGGCCCUCGGCUUCCCUUUGGGCUCAUCUCAUCACAUCGACCCUACAUUCGACCCCCCAGAGGCUUCAUUCAGCACGGUAUUCCCCACCCAGAAAGGCCCAUUGUCUACUUGGUCUGGACCGCUGGUCGAGCCAGCUCCGGUAGUCAACACAAAAAGGAAAAAACAUUCAAAUCGCUUGUCGAAGCAACCUAGUACGGCCCGUGCUCGAUAAAAGCAAAAGCUAUCUCCUUGAGAGGUAAAUAUUCAUUCGAGUGACGAAAUAACUAUUUAAAUUGUCUCUUAGAACAUCGGGAAUCAUACUUAGCUGUUGGUGAGGUGAACAUCUUGAAUUAUUUCCCGUGCUAUUUUUUUGGACUGCAAUGUAUAGGCUGAAGCAGAGGCUGAAUUAGUCAUUAUGUAUUAUAGAAUUCUCUUGUUCUAUUUAUGCCAGGUUCCAUAGUUUAGUUGUUAGGUCAAUUUUAAGUUUGCAAUGGGACCUAUCCAUGUACCGUUGAACAUAUUCCUUGUACUUUUAGGACUAUGACUCUCUUAAUGUAAGCCCUAUAGAGCACCAUCAUUUAUCUGAUUUUUGGUUGUUAUUAUGCACUUGUGUAAACUUAGCUUGUCUCAAAACCAUGUUAGGGAUGAAUAAAAUCAGACGAAAUUCGGAAUU